AUGAACUGCAUGUCAGACUUCUUCACCUACGAGACCACCAAGUCUGUGGUUGUGAAGAGCUGGACCAUUGGCAUCAUCAACCGGGCAGUCCAGCUUCUCAUCAUCUCCUACUUUGUGGGGUGGGUUUUCUUGCACGAGAAGGCGUACCAGGUGCGGGACACAUCCAUUGAGUCCUCCGUGGUAACCAAGGUGAAGGGCUUUGGACGCUACGCCAACAGAGUCAUGGAUGUGUCUGAUUAUGUGACACCACCCCAGGGCACCUCCGUCUUUGUCAUCAUCACCAAGAUGAUCGUCACUGAAAACCAGAUGCAAGGGUUCUGCCCUGAGAGCGAGGACAAGUACCGCUGUGUAUCAGACAGCCAGUGCGGGCCUGAGCGCUUCCCGAGUGGGGGGAUCCUCACCGGCCGCUGCGUGAACUACAGCUCCGAGCUCCGCACCUGUGAGAUCCAGGGCUGGUGCCCUGCCGAGGUGGACACGGUGGAAAGGCCUGUCAUGAUGGAAGCCGAGAACUUCACUAUUUUCAUCAAGAACAGCAUCCGCUUCCCCCUCUUCAACUUUGAGAAGGGGAACCUCCUUCCCAACCUGACCGCCGCCGACAUGAAGACCUGCCGCUUCCACCCUGACAAGGCCCCCUUCUGCCCCAUCCUGCGGGUGGGGGAUGUGGUCAAGUUUGCGGGGCAGGACUUUGCCAAACUGGCCAGCACGGGCGGGGUCCUGGGCAUUAAGAUCGGCUGGGUGUGCGACCUGGACAAGGCCUGGGAGCAGUGCAUCCCCAGAUACUCCUUCACCCGGCUCGACAGCGUUUCUGAGAAGAGCAGCGUCUCCCCAGGCUACAACUUCAGGUUUGCCAAGUACUACAAGUUGGAGAAUGGCAGCGAGUACCGCACGCUCCUAAAGGCUUUUGGCAUCCGCUUCGACGUGCUGGUGUACGGGAACGCAGGCAAGUUCAACAUCAUCCCCACCAUCAUCAGCUCCGUGGCAGCCUUCACCUCUGUGGGAGUGGGGACUGUCCUCUGUGACAUCAUCCUGCUCAACUUCCUUAAGGGGGCCGACCAAUACAAAGCCAAGAAGUUUGAGGAGGUGAACGAGACGACGCUGAAGGUCGCUGCCUCGGCCAACCCAGUGUUCCCCAGCGACCAGACCCCAGAGGAGAAGCAGUCCACUGAUUCGGGGGCCUUCUCCAUCGGCCACUAGGGCCUCCACCCAGGGCCCCACACUCACUGCUGGGCUCCAGACCUCCCAACAGAGGACCCCACUGGGCAAGGGGGAUGGGAGAGGGAGGGCUCUCCUUUCUGCUGCUCACCCCAUGGGGCCACAGCUGGAAGGCGUCUGGGCAUCCCAGUG
Molecule: messenger RNA, 1344 nt
Organism: Eptesicus fuscus (big brown bat)
Lineage: Eukaryota; Metazoa; Chordata; Mammalia; Chiroptera; Vespertilionidae
Gene: P2RX3
Product: purinergic receptor P2X 3
Exons: 12
Coding region: 1-1194 (397 amino acids)
Biological process (GO): response to ATP; monoatomic cation transmembrane transport
Cellular component (GO): plasma membrane; nuclear inner membrane
Molecular function (GO): ATP binding; extracellularly ATP-gated monoatomic cation channel activity; purinergic nucleotide receptor activity
Source: RefSeq, a predicted model, not a curated record